Messenger RNA from Owenia fusiformis, 953 nucleotides. The record is from the annotation of a GenBank genome assembly. Lineage: Eukaryota; Metazoa; Annelida; Polychaeta; Sabellida; Oweniidae.
UAUUAACAACUUACCAAACCAUAUCAGGAUCUGACCCAAUUGUAUCAACAACUGACCAAACCGUAUCAACCUCUGACCCUAUUGCGACAACGUCUGACCAAACUGUAUCAACAACUGACCAAAACGCAUCAACCUCUGUCUCAAGUAUAUCAACAACUGACCAAACUGCUUCAACCUCUGUCUCAAGUAUAUCAACAACUGACCAAAACGCAUCAACCUCUGACCCAACCUUAUCAACAUCGUCAGCUUCCGACCAAACAACACUAACAUCUGGACAAACGAUGUCAGCUUCAAACCCAGCUGCAUUUACAUCUGGAUCAACCUCAUCAACACUUGGGCCAACUUUCCAUCAAACAUCUGAUCGAACUUUAUCAACAUCCGAUCCAACCACGUCAGCCUCUGACCAAGCCGUAUUAACAUCCGGAUCAACCUCAGCAUCUGGCCCAACCACAUCAGCAAUAGUUGACCCACUUGCUUCGAUAGUAUUCCAAAUUCAUGGCAAUGAAGAGCAUAUUUCUGAUGAGUCUACGAGCGUGCCUGUUAUCAUCGUUUCCACUGUUGUACCAGGUGUGAUACUAAUUGUUGGGAUGUGUACAAUGUUCGCAAUAUUCUCCGUGAAAAGACGUAAACGAAAGCAACAAGAAGACAGGCAAAAAAGCUUGGCCGAACAGGACAAGGCUAGUAUAGAGUCAGGAGACCAGAACAUUUAUAUUGCUGAACGCCAUUAUUUUAGAAAUUCUGUCAGCCCAUCAGCCAUGUCUGACGUUAGUAUUUGAACUAACCUCUAUAGGAGUAUUUAUUUCUCUAGAUCUGGCUCUGUGGAAAGUGUAGGACAAUGAUUUGGAAAUUCAAAACCAUCAUAUGCAUAAUAGCCCAGUCACAUUUGUCGCACGGCGGCCGUACGUCGACCGCAGAUAAAUCAAAUCAGUGAAUUUUUGCGGCGAGCGUAGGAA